This is a messenger RNA of Thlaspi arvense, 420 nucleotides long. The record is from the annotation of a GenBank genome assembly. Lineage: Eukaryota; Viridiplantae; Streptophyta; Magnoliopsida; Brassicales; Brassicaceae.
ACCAACAUGGCGACUCUCGGCCAUAUCGCCAGAGAAUCAUCCGACAUCACACGCCUUGCCCAAUUUUACAAAGAGGUAUUUGGGUUUGAGGAGAUCGAAAGCCCUGAUUUCGGAGACCUAAAGGUGGUGUGGCUAAACUUGCCAGGUGCUUUUGCAAUGCACAUAAUCCAGAGAAACACUUCAACAAAUCUUCCAGAAGGUCCUUACAGUGCCACCUCAGCGGUUCGAGAUCCGAGGCAUCUCCCAAUGGGUCACCAUAUCUGCUUCUCCAUCUCCAACUUCGACUCUUUCCUUCGCUCUCUCAAGGAGAAAGGGGUAGAAACUUUCGAGAAGUCUCUUCCUGAUGGAAAAGUCAAGCAAGUUUUCUUCUUUGAUCCAGAUGGAAACGGAUUAGAGGUUGCAAGUCGAUCUGAGUCUUGA